AUGAUCCUCAGCGGUGUAAAGCUGCUUCUUCUCCAGGUGUGCCUCCUGCUUUCCGGACGCUCUCUGGCAGCGACUUUGGGCAGUCUUGGCGAUGCCAUGCUGGGUCCAGAGACGUUCAAAAGUGCAGCCAACUUCAGUACAUUCCUUCUGGAUGGUUCAUCGGGGAUGCUCUUUCUGGGCGGCAGGGACACCAUUCUGGCUGUAGACACCAACAACCUGAGCCAACGACCAAAAAUGAUUGUUUGGGAUGUGCCUGAGGACAAGAGGAAGUCUUGUGUGGCGAAGGGGAAGACAGAGGCGGACUGCAAAAACUACAUUCGUCUGUUGGAGUUUCUUGGAGAUGGGCGAAUCUAUGUUUGUGGCACCUACGCCUUUGAUCCACAGUGUGCCUUCCUGGAGCUCUCCUCUUUCAUCCUGGAAAAAGUCGAGGAUGGAGGAGUCCGGAUGGAGACGGGAAAGGGCAAGUGCCCAUUUGAGCCCAGUCAACAUUACACAGCUGUCAUGGCGGGUGGUAUCCUGUACACAGCAGCCACAAGUAACUUUCUGGGAACACUCUUUGACAUCUCCCGGGCAACAGGCCCUGAACAGGAGCGCAUCCGCACUGAGCGAUCCAUCAACUGGCUCAGUGACCCAGAGUUUGUCAGCUCAGCCUUUAUAGAGAAGUCUGCAGACAGCAACCCGACAGGGGACGACGACAAAAUCUACUUCUUCUUCACUGAGAUGGCCAAAGAGUAUGAUUUAUACACCAAAGUUAAAGUGCCACGGGUGGCGCGGGUCUGCAAGUCUGAUGUCGGGGGCAUGAAGACUCUGCAAAGACGCUGGACCACUUUUCUCAAGGCCCAACUCGUCUGUGAGGACAAACCAAGUGGUCAGCGCUAUAACAUCUUAACAGAUGUUUUCACUCUGCAACACACUCCAGGCGACCCUGGCAGCACACACUUCUAUGGACUGUUCACCUCCCAGUGGGAGCCUGAGGAGGUGUCGGCUGUGUGUGUGUUCAGUCUGGCUGACAUCAGUAAAGUGUUGGAUGGCCCCUUUAAAGAGUUAAGAAAGACUUGCGAGAACUGGAUCAACCCUGAACCUGUCCCUACACCAAGGCCUGGCCAAUGUUUAAACAGUGAAUUAAAAGCUCAAGGAUUUGAAUCCUCCUUGAAACUUCCUGACAAAGUGCUGACGUUUGUGAGAGACCACCCUCUGAUGGAGAACAGUGUGACUGCGGCACCCCUGCUGGUCCGGAAGGGGAUCAGGUACACCAAGCUUGCUGUGACCCUGACGGCCAGUGGAGGGGAGCAGAGGGGGGCAGUGCUACAUCUUGGAACAGGCCAUGGGGAACUCCACAGGGUGGCAGUAGUAGGCCAGAACGCCACUCUACUGCAGGAGCUUCCUCUGUUUACCUCACAGGAACCCGUCAACAAUAUUCUACUGCACCAGGGCCGGGCUCUGGUGGGCAGUCCAUUGUCUCUGGCUCGUAUCCAGGCAGAAGGCUGUGCUCUGUAUUCCAGCUGUGAAGUGUGUGCCAGAGCCAGAGGAAUAGGCUGUGUGUGGAGCACGACGGAGGGAACCUGCCAGCUAAAUGAAGCAGACCCUGGUCCAGGUGAUGUGGUGGAUGAUGCCUUGAAAAAGUGUGAUGCUCAAGAAGGGCGUUGCCGUCCAUCUAUCAGAGAGUUGCGAGUCUCUUUGGGCCUGCGCCUCUUGUUGCCGUGCGUCCAGCUGUCUCCAAGGCCCUGCCACUGGGACCAUCCUCUCCACAGACACACCAAGCAACACCAGUCCGAUUUGGAGGUGACUGUUACAGAGGACAGCCUUGGAAAAUACGUUUGCACAUGCCAGGAGGGGGGACCAGACAUCAGAGACCCGACCCCGUGUUCCCGAGCAGCCUAUUACCUGACACUAGAAGACCCCAGUGCAGGAGGAGCAGUUGCAAUAUCAGGAGGCCGUCAGGUGCUGGCCAUAUACAUCCUUUUCUUCAUGGGAGGUUUCCUGUUUGGGGUAGGCCUCCUAUACUUCGUAACCCAAAGACGAAGUACAGUCCGCCAGGGCCACCAAAUGCCCGACAAUUCGCUGUCUUCAGAGAAGGGGCGCGACCUGCUCGGAUCCUCAACCACUCCCCAGUCCCCUAGCAGUGCCAGCCUUCUGUCUGAUGGAUUCCGGCUGAUGGAAAAACGAAAUGGAACAACAACUUCAACCACGACGACAACACUCCUCAGUAACCAGGGAAACGGUGGUCCCCAUGGAAACAGUUACAGCGGUGCCGUGAUAAACAGUAACGGCAGCAAUGGCCAUGGAAAUUCACUUUAUGGCAAUUGCAACACAAGCAGCAGUGGGCUGAAGCUCGCUUCGGAAAUUUUAGUCGCAGAUAUGCUGGAUGGAAGGACGGAGGAGCGGGCGGCCACUGAAGGGGCAGAAAGAGAGCUGGGGGGGAAGGACGAGGUGGAUGAAGAGCUGGGAGAUGGGUUGAGGGAGGGGAUGAAAGGACUAGAGGAAGAACUCGCAAGCUUUCCGAUGUUUAAAUCACCCGCACCGCUGGCUCAGUGUGAAGAAAGCUCAAUUUGAUGAGGUUAUUUAAACACUGUUGAAACAUUUUGCAUCUUCCAAAUAAACUGAAUACCAAUGGGACAAUGCAACAUGUGCACUGCCAAAUGCCUUUGAACGGGAGCUGUUGGAUGUAGAGGCUACAGAGAAUUACGAGAAAAAUAAGUUAAUGAUAAAGGAUGUGAGGGAGCUUUUAUGUAAGAGAGGAAAACGUAUUGCAGUGGGGCAGAAUACCUAUUGUGACUCCCUCAUAUUGCUGAGAGCCACAACUAAACGAAUGCAUUGGAAGUAAAUUUACAAUGUAAAUAAAAGCAGUUGGAAUUGGACUUUUAAAUUGAAAAUUAGUGAGAUAUUGAUUUAUUCCAAUGUUUGAAGAAAACAUGGAUAAAAUGUCUUUAUGAGUCGACGUGGAAAAGCCAUAUUUCUUCUCAACUUGUGUUGUUGUUUGAUCUGUCGUUCACUUCUUUUGAUGGUACUGCAAAAGAAAAGUGAAUUUUCUCUCUGCACCUUUUGCUGUUUCACACUCUGCAAAUCCACUGCAAUCUUAAAUCUUCAUGUUUCUGACCGCCCAAAGGACCACUGAAACCAUAGACUGCUCGGAGAGUGACAUCGCUGUCAUUUCCUGCAGAGCCUUCAGUCCCCUGAACAGGUCUGUACCCGUCUCCACUGCAGCAGUUUGAAUGGUUGGUGAGGUAUAGAUAAUCUCUCCGAAUGUCUCAGCGGGGAAAUCUGAAGGUGCACAAGAUGCAAGAAGCCAGUGUUCUGAGUCCCCAUUGCUGAAACGGGCGAAAAACAUCUGUUGAAUUAAUUAUGUGAAAUUAAUCCAGUAUCGUGGAAAGGAACUUUUCACAAUCAAAACCACCAUCACCUCAUUUUGUCAUUUUCUGUCAUGCUCUUUUGUAAUAAAACAUUACAAA
Messenger RNA from Menidia menidia (Atlantic silverside), 3449 nucleotides. NCBI's taxonomy places the organism in Eukaryota, Metazoa, Chordata, Actinopteri, Atheriniformes, Atherinopsidae. The record is from the annotation of a GenBank genome assembly.